CAUGUCUUUAAAUUCAUCUACGCUUUUAAAUGAAGAAAACUUUCAAGGACCAAAAAGAAACAUUGACUGUUUGGAAAGUCUAGAAUUGCAGGCUCCAGCAUCGUUUCAAGACAACCCACUGCAACAAUUACAGUUAGCAUCGCAGGAAGUACUUGAAAAGGCAAAAAAGAGUGGGAGAUCAAAAUGCCCCCGAUGCAGCAGUUCAAGGAUGUUUUAUUGUUACACAUGCUUUGUUCCUGUUGAAACUGUCCCUACCAAAGAAAUUCCGACUGUGAAGUUACCUUUGAAGAUUGACAUUAUUAAACACCCAAAUGAAACAGAUGGCAAAAGCACUGCAGUGCAUGCUAAGCUGCUGGCACCUGAUGAUGUUACAAUUUAUAAAUACCCUUGCAUUCCAGAAUAUGAAGAAAAAAGACAUGAAAUAGCACUUGUAUUUCCUGGCCCCAAUUCAGUGUCAGUAAAAGAUAUUGCUUUCCAUCUCCAAAAAUACGCUAAGAAAGGUGCUUAUGAUAACAACGAUGACUGUUCCAGAGAGCCAUUUCUUAAGCAAGCAAGAAUAGAACCUAAAGAAGAAGAUCUAAAUGAAUGCAUCUCAAGCAACAGCAGUGAAGGCAGUAGACUGAAGAAAAUCAUAGUCAUUGACAGUACCUGGAAUCAAACUAACAAAAUAAUAACUGAUGAACGACUUCAAGGGUUGCUGCAAAUUGAGUUGAAGACGAGAAAAACUUGCUUUUGGCGUCAUCAGAAGGGAAAGCCAGAUACAUACCUUUCCACAAUAGAAGCAAUUUAUUAUUUCCUUGUGGACUACCAUCAGGAGAUUUUGAAAGAGAACUACAAAGGACAAUAUGAUAAUCUGCUUUUUUUCUUUUCAUUUAUGUACACAUUGAUUAAAAAUGCCAAGUGUUGUGCAGGAAAAGAGUAAGAUGUCUGUCUAUAGGUGAGUAACACUACAUCUUAUUUUAUUUUAUUUCUAUUGUAAUAAUAAGCU
Tauraco erythrolophus (red-crested turaco) is the source of this 988-nucleotide messenger RNA. It is a transcript of the gene DTWD1, whose product is annotated as DTW motif tRNA-uridine aminocarboxypropyltransferase 1. Gene Ontology annotation, molecular function: tRNA-uridine aminocarboxypropyltransferase activity. NCBI's taxonomy places the organism in Eukaryota, Metazoa, Chordata, Aves, Musophagiformes, Musophagidae. Gene Ontology annotation, biological process: tRNA modification. The record is from RefSeq and is a predicted model, not a curated record. Gene Ontology annotation, cellular component: nucleus.